Messenger RNA from Cydia fagiglandana, 3344 nucleotides. RefSeq names its product dynactin subunit 2 (gene DCTN2-p50). Gene Ontology annotation, biological process: mitotic spindle organization. The coding region runs from base 121 to 1227 and encodes 368 amino acids. The transcript has 10 exons. The record is from RefSeq and is a predicted model, not a curated record. Lineage: Eukaryota; Metazoa; Arthropoda; Insecta; Lepidoptera; Tortricidae. Gene Ontology annotation, cellular component: dynactin complex; cytoplasm; centrosome.
ACGACAUUGUCAAAGUUGACAAAAGACGAAAACCACUGACGUCACUUUUGCCCGAAUUUGUAUAUUUAAAUAUUAUAAUAAUUUAAGAGAACUACGAUUACAUUUACCAUUCAUUAAAAAAUGGCAGACCCUAAAUACGAAAAUUUACCAGGCAUAGCUUACGACCAGCCUGAUGUAUAUGAAACCGGCGACUUGCCUGAAGCCGAUCAGCAGGAGCCUUUUGAAGAAGAAGAGAACGAAUGUAUCGAAACCCUUCACUUGUCUGUGAAAGAUUCUUUCAAUAACUUCAAAGGGAAGUUUUUGACUGGUGCAGUAGAUUUCUCUGACCGUUUGAGCAGAAAAAGUAGGAUUGGAUACAGGGCUGGUGAAUACGAGCUGGCAGCAGAAGGAGAACCGGAGACAGUCUUGGAGCGCUACAACAGACUGCGCUGCGAGUUCUCAGACUUGCUGGAGCAAGUGGCUGAACAGCAGAAUAAGGCUACGGAGAGUGAGAAGGACGAGUAUUCCCGCCUGGCGACUCAAAUAAACGCGACCAAGAAGAUUCUGGAAGAGCUGAAGCUCGAGGAAGGUGAACAUGUCGACCCUACGGCUGAAAAACUCAAGGAGUACUUGGCUCAGGGCGGUAAGAAGAAGCAACCGGGCGUAGCGACCGCUAGUCUCAAGCUGAAGCCGGAAGUCAACCUCGCGCAGACCACGCGCAUCGCUCAGCUGGAACACAGGUUACACAAGUUGGAGCAGGCAGCCGGCGUAAGGGACGAAGAGGCUUUCCGAAGACUGCAAGCUGCAACCGGAGAGGCGACGCUAUGCGGCGCGGCCGCUACACUAGCGGCGCAAACCGCCCUGCUGCGGCCCGCGGAGCUGGCGGCGGCGGACGCCCGCGCCGCCUCGCUGCUCGCCAACGUCGAGGCCAUCCGCGCCGCCCGCCCCUCCGACCCCGAGCUCGACGCCAAGGUCAACGAGUUAUACAAAUUAGUGCAGCAGAUCGACGGGAUAUCACAUUCAGAGAUCCUUGAGAGAAUGGAAGCCCUGGAAUCUCUCCACAACCAAGCGAGCAAUUUCGGCAAAUCCUUGACGGAGCUAGAAACGCUACAGAGCACCAUCGCGUCCGGCGUUAAAAACAACAAGGAACUCUUGCAGGGCGUACAAGAGGUUUUCGCGCACAACAUCGACAGCCUUCAGAAGGAGAUCAAAAAACUGGACGACCGCAUCGGCAAGCUCACCGCGUGAUGAGGCGGCCGCGGGGUUACAAUGGCAACUAUUGUUUAAAUUUACUUAGUAAAGGGGCUUCUAGAGUCCGUGUAAGCUUCUGCAGUGACUUGGCAAGCGACAGUGUGGAAGAGCCACUCGAAAUCCCUAUGAAUAUAUUGCGGGCUGUACACACUACACACUCGUCGAGAGCCUCUCGGCACCGCUCCGAUCCAAUUGGAGAGGCGGGAGACGAGACGAGUAAGAGCGAGAGUAGAAGGGCGCAGUAUGUACACACUCGUUCUCGGCCUGUCUCGGGGUGUCUCGACGAGUGUGGACAGUCGGCAUAGAAUUUUAUAUCUACCACGCAUUGUCGCUGCGUAUUCGAUGCAAAACAAUUUUCUGAGGUGUUUUUUAAGCUUAAAUCCCUAAUCAAACAAAAGGUAUUGUUUCUUUUAUGCAGUGGUUACUAUUCUGACUCAGUAAUAAGUGAAAGGGAACAAGCCCGUUAAAAAUCAAUGUUACCAUCCUAUUUAUAUGUUUCAAAUUCAUGUCACAGCUCAUUCGUUUAGUUUUUUCAAAAAAAUAGCCGAAUGCGGGCGGCCGAUCAUUCUACAUCACCCAAGCGUGUUAUCUCCGAAUGAGCUGUCACAUAAAUUUUAACCUUAAUACUAUCACGAUACGGUUGCUUUUUAAACGACAUUGUUGCUUUGGACACGUGCCGAAGACGGGAGCUGACGGCUCUGCAUAAGAGACAAAAUCUUUUCUUUAACAUAUUAAGGUUUAUGCCCAAAAAAUCACUUCAGAAAAUUUCUACAAUACUUGAGUCACUUACUGCAAAAAGAAGCGGGUAACUAAUGGGUGAUUUACUCUUAGUUAAUUAAAAAUAUAGCCCGUCAAAACGCACCUACAGAAAUUAUAUUACAACAAAAAUAAAGUUGCAAUGCGGCUAGAUACUCCCGGUUAAUUUAUAAAUUAGAUAUCAGAAUUGAAUUAAUGUAUCAUUCAAUGUUAAAUUGAAAUAUAAAAAUAUUGUUGCUCGUUGUAAUCUAAGUCAGGUGUUACCAUAUUUACUUACAUCCUAAAAAUAGGUAAUUAUUUUUGGGCUUAUUGGCCGCCGACGCAUUUAUUUACAUAAAUGGUGGCAUGGCCCUCCAUAAUUCUGAUUUAUUUACUUUAGACAUUAAAGAAUAUAACAUAAUAAGAUAUUCCGAAAAAUUAUCACCAUUAAUAUACCGUAAAAUUAUUCAAUGUUAGUAUGUCUCACAACAGUUUAAAUUCGACUAUUAGUAUACUUAAUUAAUAAUUUUGAACGCCACUGUCAUGUAUUAAAUAUAUUAAAAACGGGUCACUCACGUAUAAUAUGUACGUUCGUAUAUCACGUUUAAUAUGUCUGUGUCUCGCGGAAGUUUUGUUAUUAAUAAAGCCACUGUCAUGUCAUAUUAUCAUUAUCGUGACUGCCUAUUUAUGUAAAAUACACCUUGCUUGCUUGCUUAUGUAAAAUGCACUGCGAUUAAGUUGAUUUUUGUCUUCAGUUUAUUUGUUCUAUAAAUUAGGUAUAAUACAAGGUGCAGUGAGCAGUCAACUCUCCAGAAUAAACCAAGUUUCAAUAAAAUAUAAAGAUAUCAGCAUCAACGUGUGUUUGAAACUAUAAAAUGUAUUAUAAAUACUUCUCUACUUGAGCGUUUCUUUUAUUUUUUUGCCAAUUUUAUAUAUUGUGACAUUUUUUGCCACUUUUGUGUUAUUUCUAGUCAGGAUCGCGAGCCCUUUCCAUCCUUAUAGAAUAAAAAGUGUCCUAAAAUUUCAAUACAUUUUUCAACCGUCAUACAAAGUAGGUAUAUGGGAUAUGGGGAAAUGGUAACACAAUAGGAAAAGAACUCUGGGACAUUAUUUAUCCCAUUAGGAUCGAAAGAGCUCGUGAUUCUCAUUGUGAGUAGAAAUAACACAAAAGUGGCAAAAAAGGUCACGAUGUAUGAAAAUGGCAAAAAAUAAAAGAAACGACUCGAAUCAAGGACUUUUUUCUAAUCUUGACCUAUGAAUGAAAUUGUUUCUGUGUGGUAUUAAACGCUCAUUAUUUUUUAUCAAUGCUGUUGUAGUAUGUUAUAUCAGGAUAGAAUGCUUAAGAAAAUAAUUUAUUAUAAAGCAAUUUAUAAAGCUGA